Telopea speciosissima is the source of this 1110-nucleotide messenger RNA. RefSeq names its product peroxidase 12-like. Gene Ontology annotation, molecular function: heme binding; peroxidase activity. Bases 36 to 1106 code for a protein of 356 amino acids. Gene Ontology annotation, biological process: response to oxidative stress; hydrogen peroxide catabolic process. NCBI's taxonomy places the organism in Eukaryota, Viridiplantae, Streptophyta, Magnoliopsida, Proteales, Proteaceae. The transcript is spliced from 3 exons. The record is from RefSeq and is a predicted model, not a curated record.
UAGUUGUGAGCAAGCAGAACUAGCUCAGACCAACCAUGGCUUUCUCUUCUUUCUCUUUAACUUUCGUGUCUCUGCUCUUGAUCUCUUCCUUUUUUCUAUUGAGUGUUUCAGAGGCAAAAUCUGAGUCUUCCCAUCAUUUGGUGAAGGGACUCUCAUGGACAUUCUACAAAUCCAAAUGCCCUGAGGUAGAGAGCAUCGUUAGGAAACAUCUUAAGAAGGUUUUCAAAAAGGAUAUUGGCCAAGCUGCAGGCCUUCUCCGCCUUCACUUCCAUGAUUGCUUUGUUCUGGGAUGUGAUGCUUCAGUGUUGCUGGAUGGUUCAGCAAGCGGCCCAAGCGAGCAGGAACAACCACCCAACUUAACCUUGAGAGCUAAGGCGUUUGAGAUCAUCAACGACCUCCAAGCCCUAGUCCAGGAGCACUGUGACGCUGUCGUCUCCUGUGCUGACCUCGUCGCUCUUGCUGCCCGUGAUUCCGUUUUUCUGUCCGGGGGUCCCGAUUACAGAGUGCCCUUAGGAAGGCGAGACAGUUUAAGCUUUGCCACAAGAGAAGCAACCCUAGCGAACCUGCUACCCGGCACCAGCAACACAAGCGCAGUCCUCGACUUGUUGGCCACCAAGAAAUUGGAUGCCACCGACGCCGUCGCACUCUCCGGUGGCCACACGAUCGGCAUCGCCCAUUGCUCUUCCUUCACCAACCGCCUCUACCCUACCCAAGACCCCACCAUGGACGAGACAUUCGCCGCCGAACUCAAGAGUACCUGCCCAGAAUCCGCCACUGACGACGCCACUACCUUCGAUGAUAUCAGUACACCCAACCUGUUCGACAAUAAGUACUUCGUUAACCUCGUGAAUCGAAAAGGACUCUUCAACUCCGACCAAGACCUUUACAUGGACAGCAGGACCAAGGACAUCGUCACCAGCUUCGCAGAGGAUGAGGCUCUGUUCUUAGAGAAGUUCGUUCACGCCAUGAUGAAGAUGGGUCAGCUUAAUGUGUUGACGGGGAAGAAGGGAGAUGUUCGUACCAAUUGCUCCGCUCUCAACUCCGAUACGUACUUGUCGUCAGUGGUGGACGGUGACGAUGACGACGAGCAGAGCUCCGAGUUAUAAGUUC